AUGAAUCAUGUCUUGGAGGCUUUGAAGAAUGAAAAAAUAACAAUGGUUGGGAUUUGCGGGAUGGGCGGUGUGGGUAAAACCCUAAUGGCGGAAGAAAUCAUUAAAAUAGUACAAGGAAAGCUGUUUGAUGCGGUUGUGAUGAUAGUUGUGUCCCCAAACCCAAACAUUAGAAAAAUAGAAGCUGAAAUUGCAGAUAAACUAGGUCUUACAAUUGACCUAGAAACUGAAAAGGUAAGAGAAAGGAUCCUCAUCGUAUUAGAUGAUGUAUGGUCAGUACUUGAUUUUGAGGCAAUAGGACUUCCGUUUGGACCUUCACAUAAAGGUUGCAAAGUUUUGGUGACAUCAUCGAAUUUGGAUGUGUGCUAUGAGAUGGGGAGUCAAAAGAACUUUACACUCCCGAUGUUAACUGCAGAAGAAGCGUGGGAGCUAUUCCAGGAGACAAUAGGUGAACCCUUGGAUGCUGAUCCUGAUUUAUGUGGUAUUGCAAAAGCGCUCACAAAUGAAUGUGGAGGUUUACCGUAUAGUGUCGUAACUAUUGCGAAAGCGCUUCAAAAUAAUAAGAGUAAGUAUGAAUGGUCUAAUGCCCUUCAGAAACUAAAAGGGCAUGAAAUUCCUCCCCAAGCUUAUUAUUCUAGUAUAAAACUCUGUUAUGAAAGACUGGAGAACGUUGAACUCAAGUCAUGCUUUUUACUAUGUUGUUUAUUUCCACAAGGUUACGAUAUUCCAAUUGAUUAUUUGGUUAGAUAUGCGUGGGGCCAAGGAAUAAUUUAUGACAGGUUUGAUUCAGUGGAGGCAGCAAGAAUGCGAGUACAUGUUUUAGUUGUCAAACUAAAAAGGAGGUUUUUGCUGCUAGAUAGCAGCAAGGAAGGCUGUACCAAAAUGCAUGGCGUAGUUCAUGGCGUUGCCAUAUCAAUUGCUUCCCAAGAUAUGGAUGUUUUUAUGGUACAAGAUCAAGCUGGAUAUAGAAGUUGGCAAAUAAAUCCUCCAUGCAAACAGUACACAACAGUUUCACUGAAUGAUGUUCAUAUUGACGACCCCAUUGUGACAGGUUUGGGGUAUCAAGAACUUAAACUUCUACAACUAAAAAAUAGCGAAAUUUCAGAAUCUGCCCUGGAAAGCAUGUUGAAAGGGAUGAAGCUCCAGGUUUUAUCUUUCAUACAUACAGGUUCAACAUCAAUUAGAGUGCUGCUAAGACACCUUCGGACCUUGUCUCUAGAUGAUUGUACACUGGGAGACAUAUCUAGUGUUGGGAAAUUGGAGAAUCUCGAGAUCCUCAGUUUUGCGCGUUCCAACAUCAAAGUGUUACCGAGAGAAAUUGCAGAUCUUCAACAAUUAAGGUUGUUAGAUACGACAGAUUGUUCUUAUCUAAAGGAAAUUCCUCAUGGUAUCCUAUCCACAUUAAGUAAACUAGAAGAGCUGUACAUGACACGCAGCUUUAAUAAAUGGGAGCCUGCAGAGGAAGUCGAUCAAAGCAAAGAAGGUGAGAUCCGGAUGGCAAGCCUAGCUGAGGUGAUGUCUCUACCCUCUAAAAAUUUGACAGUUUUAGCCAUAGAUAUACCGGAUUUCAAGUUGUUGCCGGAAGAUGAAGUGCUCUUGGAAAAGGAAACAACAAGAUUUCAUAUAUCUAUAUGCAAGGCUAAUACUUUUCCUAUGCCACAACCCCUGGAUUACGGAUUUAAAAAUACUGUUAAGCUUGCUGGUGAUGCAAAAGAGUUCAUGCAAAUGGAGAUAUUAGAUUUCUGCUUGGAAGCUUUAUCGAUUCAAAAUAGUAAGCACGGCACAGAGUCUCUUAUAAGUGAUCGAACGGGUAAGACUGCCUUCCUUCAGUUGAAGUCACUUGAGCUAAAUGGGAUACCGGAUUUACUAGCAAUAUGUCAUGGGCAGCUUCAAAAUCAAUCUUUUGGCAACCUAAGAUCCCUUCAGAUCAGUUGUUGUUCUGAGUUAAGAUAUGCCUUUCCAGUGUCUAUAGCAAGAAACUUGGUACAACUCCAGUCCUUAGUUGUUUAUCUAUGCGACAAAAUGCAAGAAAUUGUCUCAAAUGAGGGGAUGGAAGAUGAGAUUGAUGCAUCUUCCAAGGUUGCUUUUCCUAAUUUAACGGAGCUCAAUCUGUCCGGUGUAUCAAACCUGGUUAGUUUCUACAUAGCCAACCAGCCAUGUAGCUCAAAACCUGAGAUGGCAGAGACUUCGUCGUCAAAUCAAGGAAAUGAAGCUGGCGGGUCCUCUUUUAAGAAAUCAAAAAUACUACUUCCACCAAAUUGCAUUUCCUGGUUAAAAAAUCUAGAAGAACUAGAAGUGAAGCUGUCAUCAAAAAUAGAAGUGCUAUUUGAUCUAGAGGGCCAGAUGGUUCAGGGGAAUACUGAAGAAAUUCCAGUCUCCUUCACUCAACUACGAAAAGUGUCCCUUGCAAAUGUAACUCUGCUUGCACACUUGUGGAAGAACGUUCCAUGUCGAAUCCGGUGCUUUGAAAAUUUAAGGUUUUUAACAGUCCUAAGUUGUGACAGCUUGCAUUACCUGUUCUCCUACUCAGUGGCCAGGCAACUUGUGGGUCUUGAAGAAUUAAAAAUCUCUUAUUGCAGGACUAUGAAAACCAUAGUCGCACUUCAGUAUAAAGAAGAGAUAGGGUCCACAGGGAUCUUGUUUCCCAAACUGAGUCUUAGACUAGAAGACCUGUCAAGCCUUGUGAGCCUCAGUGAUGGUCCCAAGACUUUUAGCGACGAUGCUGAUAAUACUUUUGUAUGGCCAUCCACAAGAGUAAUGUACCUGAGAAGAUGUCCCAAAUUGGAGACAUUGGGUUCAUUGAUUCCACGAAAACAAAAACAAAGAAAGAAUAUUCCACAAAUCCAAAAGUCGGGCGCAGGUCCUAGUACUCGUUCGCAACCAUCAGUUUCCGCACCAUUCUCGUCCAGUGAACACACUUCCAAAAAAGAGGUAAGCAUUUAA
Molecule: messenger RNA, 2940 nt
Organism: Prunus armeniaca (apricot)
Lineage: Eukaryota; Viridiplantae; Streptophyta; Magnoliopsida; Rosales; Rosaceae
Source: the annotation of a GenBank genome assembly